Molecule: messenger RNA, 3674 nt
Organism: Melitaea cinxia (Glanville fritillary)
Lineage: Eukaryota; Metazoa; Arthropoda; Insecta; Lepidoptera; Nymphalidae
Product: zinc finger CCCH domain-containing protein 13-like
Exons: 9
Coding region: 356-3421 (1021 amino acids)
Cellular component (GO): RNA N6-methyladenosine methyltransferase complex
Molecular function (GO): metal ion binding
Source: RefSeq, a predicted model, not a curated record
CUUAAGUGGUAUUGCUAUAUAGUAUAGGCAUUUGGCAUUAGCAGUUGUUUGUUUUUUACGGUCAGAUAUUUUAAAUUUUUUUUUUUAUCUAAUUUUUAUUCUGUAUUUAAAAAUCUGUAUUUGACAACUUAGAAACAAUGUACGGUAUAGAUAAUACUUCCCUUUAACCAUCUAGUAAUUAUUAAUUUCGAUUGUUAUUAAUUUAUGUAAAAGACUUAAAAUACGUCGUUUAUCAAACUAUUUUUACUGUUUUAUUAAUUAGUAACAAAAUAGUUAUCUUAAAUGAUAUUCUCUGUGAAAGGAAAUGUUUUAUUUUAAUAAACGUUUUCGGUGAGACCAAUGUAUUUUCAUUAUAAUGUCAAAACAAGGAAAAAGAAAAAUUACUGUGGAGUUACCGAAAACGAAAGACUUAUCUAACAGACCUAGUGUGUUUGAACGUCUCGGUACAAAAAAAUCUAGUGCCAAGAAAGCAACGGAAUAUUGUAGGCAGUGGGCUCAACACGGCAGUUGUGCGUACGGAAAAAAUUGCAAGUUCGCAACCACGCACACUUUAAUAAGUCCUUCAAAACAACGUGCGGCAAACAAAGAUAGUGAGCAAAAACGGUUAGCAAAAGAUGAUGGUAAAAACCGCCUUCACUCUACUGUAGUUGUUAGAUCUGGCCGUAGUCCUGAUGGCGAAAUUGACAACUGGGAUCAAAAUGACCUAGAAUAUGCGGAUACAGAUGUUCUUGAAAAGAGAAGACAACAGCUACAACGUGAAUUAGAAUUACAAUUGAAAAUGGACUCGACAAAGGAUAUGCGUAAAGACAAAAAGAAAGCAGUAUCAAGUUCAUCUUCAUCUAGGAGCUCUAGCUCAUCCAGUGUCUCAUCAUCCUCGUCAGAUGGCAGUACUUCGUCCUCUUCAUCUGGAAGAGAUGCUAAACGAAGAUUUAAAAAAGGUAAGUUAAAAAGAAACUCAAGUUCAUCUUCCGAGUGUGAUAUUCCUACUAAAAAGAAGCUACUUAAAAAUGAUAAUCUCAAAAGGGAUAAAAGUGAAUCUAAAAAAGUAAAUGUAAAGAAAGAUGACAGAUUAUUAAAAAAACAUGAAGCUAAUAAAAAGAAAAAUCUUUCUAAGGCUAUUGGUAAGAAGUCUUUAUCUCCGGGUAAAAAAUCUGGAGGGACACCUCCAAUAACUUUAAAAAGUGUGACUACAAAGAAUACUUCUAAACAUGUUAAAUCUCCACAAAGGAAAGACAGAAAUAGAAGUGCUUCACUUCAUUCUGUUAGAGAAAGGGACAAGGAAAAGGACCGCUCAAAAGAUAAGGAAAGAGACAAAGACAAGGAGAAAGAUCGAGAUAAAGAUAGAGACCGAGUGAGAGUACGUAGUCGAUCACCUAAAAAGGGACGAUCCAGGUCCCCCCGUAGACAUGGUUCUAAUCCGAAAGAUCCAAGAAGGAAAGAAAGUUCUGAAAGAAGUAGACCUGUGUCACCCAAAAAACAAAUAAGAAGAGAUGGUAGUCCUGAAAGACAUAGAAAACGAUCAUUAAGCAGAGAUAGAGAUAGGGGUCGCGAUCAUAAAGAUAGAUCUUUAGAAAGAAAGAAAGAUAAACAUGAUGAAAAAGAUAGGCAUGAUAGGAAAGAUAGGGGACGUGACAGAAACAAAGAUAAUAAAAGAGAUGAUUCAAAAAGAAGAGGCCGUGAGCGCGGCCUAGGUGGUGGCAGAGGUGACAAAGGGUUAGAAAAACCAAACAAACCUAUGCAAAGAUUGCUUCCGCGACCAGAAGAACGCUUAGCUGCACUAGCAGCGAUUUCAAAUAGAGCUUUGGAACCAGAUAAAAACUCAAGUAAUUCAAAGGAUCGUCAAGAUUCACAUUCUGAAAGGGUCGGUCGCAAACAGGAUAGACUUGAACGCGAUCGAUCUAAUAAGCGAGAAAGGAUGGAUAGUAUAGAUAGGGAGCAGGGAGAUUAUGAAAUUGGUAUGGAUCAAUAUGAUCAUGGUCAUAAUAUUGAACAUUAUGAUAGAUUAGAUGAUCGUUAUGAAGGUGUUGCCAGAGAGGGUGACAGGUCGCCUGGUUAUAAUAUGCAAGGUAGAGAUAGACAUUAUGAUACAGGAUAUGAUAUGCCUGGUCCACCAAGAGGAUACCCAGAAGAUGACGAUAGGAUGUUUGGAGAAUCAAUGGGUGAUCCUCGAGGUGUUGAAUUAGGUUAUGAUGACCGUCGCCCCCACCGUGACCAUUCCUGGGAAGGACGAUCAGGGUCGAUGGAGCGUGAACGUAACUAUAUGCAUUCUCAUAAAGAUUGGGACAAUGAUGAUUACAGAGCUCCUGGAGAUUGGGGUCGUGAACGUCACUGGCCUUUACAUGAGCCACAGAUGAAUGAAUGGGGUGACAAAGAACAAGAGGUCGAAGGCUGGCAUCACCGCGGUCAUCCAUCUGGGCCUCACCGCGGUCGAAUGCAUGACGAUUAUAAUCGAGGAGGGAGAAUGGAUCACGGAAGAAAUGAAGGUAUUAAAAGACGCGCACCAAGAAAUGAAACAGAAACUACAAAAGAAUUAGUCGCGCCUUCUACACAAACAACUGCUACUGCUCCACCAGAGGAACAGGAAGCCGAUGAUAAACCUAUCCCUGAUGAUCUUAGUGAGAUAAGUGAUGAUCCAGAUGACAUACUCGAAAGAGAAGACAUGGCAGACCAAAAUAUGGAUGAAAGUAGUCAAACUGAACAGCCUCUUGAAGAAGCCAUUUCGAAACCAGAAUGUUCAGAAAAAGAAUCAACUCAGGACACCAGUGGUGCGGGUGAAGAAAAAGAAUCACAAGAAAGCAAAGAUGAAGAGGAUGUUACUAAUUUAGAUUUUGAAGAAAUAUCUGAUGGUGAAUUAGAAGAAGAACGAACACGAGCUGGUUUAGGCGACGCUCUUGGAGUAGAUUGGGCGAGUCUCGUGGCCGACGUUCAUCGACGUGAACAAACCGCUCCUGUUGGAGGUGUGAGAGACAGGUGGAAGCCAGAAUGUGUAUUGUCAAGACUUGGUCUCUCUAUUGACAUGGCUGGCAAAGACACAGUACAAAAUAUAAUAAAGCAAAAUGCAAAAUCUAUUCAAUCAGAUAAAAAGACAUCAGAUAAUGAUGAUAAGUCUAAUUUAAUAAAUGGACAACAUGAAGAGAAAGAAUUAGAAAAACCUGAUAUUUCUUGUAUAGAUGUUGACAAAUUGCAUCCAGUCGCUGCUAUUCAGGUAGCUGUAGAAAAAAGGAAACGUCAACGAGCUGUUUUAUUUGGCUCAGGGUGUGAAAUAACGCGAGGUUUAAGUGCAAGACGUGAUUUAGCACUACGUCGGUAUCUUUGUCAUUUGCCAGUUGCAGAGCGAACUGGCCAGUCACGUGUAGCUCCACAGCCUUCCCUAUUCCAUGCAGCCCGUGCUAUAUUCAUACAAGCUCCUGUAACAGGCUGACAAAGACUUGGUCACAAACAUUAUAUCCAUAAGUGAAUCUCGUGGACUUGCAAAGCAAAAUGUGUUUUGAAAUGAAAAAAAUGGACAUUUUCUUCUCAUUUUAUAAUUCAAUUGAGUUAACUAUAAGUUUCACUAUAUUGAAUAUUUUAAUUGUAAGAAAAUAGCAUCUAUGAAAUAUAAGGAUUUUUAUUUUAGUUUCUUAGUUUAUAAUAAACAUUUUUAUGUAAGUUAAAAUAAAGUUACUCAGAGAAUA